UAUUAACUAAUUUAUUAAUUCAACUGAGUUCGACAAAUAAUACACACAAAUAGUCAUUGAAAUAAAUAAUGUCUUAUCGAGAUAUUAGAAACUUUUACGAGAUGCUAAGGGCUUUGGGGUAUCCCAACGUUUUAUCAAUGGAGAGUUUUCGUCAUCCCAAUUUUCCGCAAGUUGCUGACCUUGCUGUUUGGUUGGCUAAAAGAUUCGAUCCGGAAAUUGAAUUGCCUUUUGAUAUUGAAAACGAAGAAGGAAGGGUAACACUAAUAAAAAAUGUGGCAAACUUUAUGGUUACAAAGGCGAACAUUAAGUUAAACACGAAGAGACUUUACCAAGCUGAUGGCUAUGCCGUCAAAGAAUUAUUGAAGGUGGCGAGCCUUUUGUACGAGGCAUUACAAGUAACCACUUUAGACGGGAAGGAUGGCGGCACAGAACGAAGUUCGAUAUCGUUCAAGGACUUUGACAUUUCCGACAGAGCUCAUGAAGUGAAACAAGCGAGACAACUAGCAAGUGAAAUAACUGCUAGUGCUGCAAAUCUUUUCGAUCUUCUUGGAAAGGAAAGUGAUUUAAGGAUAGCACGUCAAAUUAGUAUGAAUCGCCAGUACGAACCUAGCGAGGUGGAAAACAGCAUAACAAAAGCAAUCGAAGCCGUUUCAGCAGAAAUCGACGAAACCCAACGGCAAAUUAAUAACAUCUCCACAACCGAAGCCAACCUAGAUUCGAAAAUCGAACGCAGAAAAGUAGAAAUUGAUCGUUACGAAAAGCGAUUACAAACUCUCAACAAAGUUAGGUCAGUCAGAAGUAUUUGUCUUUUUUAUUAA
Messenger RNA from Agrilus planipennis (emerald ash borer), 818 nucleotides. Its product is annotated as clusterin-associated protein 1-like. The transcript has 5 exons. The record is from RefSeq and is a predicted model, not a curated record. The coding region runs from base 69 to 818 and encodes 249 amino acids. Gene Ontology annotation, cellular component: cilium; intraciliary transport particle B; centrosome. Gene Ontology annotation, biological process: cilium assembly. Lineage: Eukaryota; Metazoa; Arthropoda; Insecta; Coleoptera; Buprestidae.